UUCAGCACUGCUAAACUGUAGUUGUAGAAUGACCUGCAUUAUCACAAUUGAAGUAACUAAAGCAGGUCAUAUCUAUUUAUAGCUUUAUGCCCUUUUAACAUCAACAAGCAUGUUCGGCAACCUGUCAAGGAGAAACCUUUGACUUAUGUAUUAUCACAAUCUCACCACCUAACCUUGUGAUAAACUGUCACAAACAUUAGACGUAUUUGUAGUUUACUGUAUACUUAUCUGUGCUUGUUCAAGUACAUCAGAUAAUGUCAUCUGAUAGAGAUAGUUGUGAUAACUUUUGAAAAAAUGUAAGCAAACCAUGACAGUGCAAUGUUUGAGUCUCGUUAGUUAGGUAAUUCACAUAUUAAAUUAGCUUUGGUUCUGGAUGUCCUGAACUGUCUAGUUUAUUUUGCCAUGACUGGUUACUAAUCAGAAAGUCUCAACAUUGCAUAAUGGUAACUUUCAAGAAAUCAGUUAAUUUUUUGAAGAGAAUCAGGGAAAAGUACUUGCUGCACAAAUAGGUAAUAUCGAUUCUAAAGCUCCAGUGGGGUUCUGGUGUCUGCAGAGCUGUUUUGGAGAAUGAGCAGAGCAUAAAAGGAAGCAGUAUACAAGUCCAGUCUACAAUAUAGUAUGUGUUUACACCGCAGAUACAGUGAUCAUCGGACCUUUUAAGCAUCAGAUACUGAUCUAGUGUGGCAAAUCUCCUAAACUGACCCUUAGGCAUGAGACACCCCUCCUUGGCAUGUUCUUCAUAACAUAUGAAAUCAGUUCUUUAUUCUUACAAACACUUAGACGUACAGUAGCUUUAAAUUCUAUAAUUGUUUUUAAAAAAUGGCAACAUUUGGGAGACUAUGUACAGCAAUAUAUUCACAAUUCAAAAAAUAGUUGGUAACCUGGACACUGGUGUGUAUGUGCUUAUCUAACAUUUAACUUCAAAACCAUUGGCAUUAAUGGGUACUUAACGCAAAUUAGAUUAGUUUUAGUCAUCUCCCUAGGGGGCAGUUCCUAUGUCGUUCUUGGCCAACAGUUGCUGACAGGUCUCACCACUACAAAAUGAACACACAUUCUUCUUGUAAGCUAAUCUUGGUGUCCCCAUGGGGAGACACCAUCAUAUGCAGAUACUCUGUUCUGCACCCCCCUCCCCUUAAGUUCCUCCACCAGCUUCUCAGAUUAGACAAAGUGCAUCUAACACAAGCCUGUGCAGGGUACUAAUCCCACAUACAAGUAUUGACGAAGGCAGAGUAAGAGUUCAUGCACACAAAGGAAACAUAGUUUUACAAGUAUGAGCAACUUUGGGUACCGAAAAGAGCUCGGCAAGUACGAGGACAUAGAUGAAGACGAACUUCUGGCCUCCCUGACCAGUGAGGAGCUCCAGGAGCUGGAGAAGGUUAUGGCUGAAAUGGAACCUGAUGAGAACAUACCCACUGGGCUAAGGCAGGAGGACCAGACGGCCAAGCGGCCAACAGGCUCUUUUUCCCGAGAGGCUCUGCUGAAGUACUGGGAGGAUGAGACUCACAGAUUGCUAGAGGACAGCAUGGAUGAGUGCCAGACAGAUAAGAGCGAACAGGAAUGUGGCAGUGAAGAGCCUGAGGAUAAUGAAGAGGAGGGAGAGCAACAAAAUAGGGGGGUUAGAAAGGGGCAUGAUGGGGAGAAAGAAGUUAGGUCAAGCAAUUGGAAUUUUGUGGACUGCAAGAGGAAUGGCAUUAGUAGUCGAAAACCUAAUGGCAUCCAUAAAGGUGCCCUCCACCAUCACAUUUCUCCAGACAGACCAAGUGGUAACCCCACUGAUAUUGACAAGACCUUGGAGAACAUCUUGAGCAAUGACACCUCUUUGAGCGAAGUCAACCUAAACAACAUCGAGAACAUAUCCCAAGGGGUUUUAGUGAGUUUUGCUAAUGCCUUAAUCUCAAACACUCACGUUGAGGUUUUCAGCAUUGCCAACACCCAUGCAGAUGACCAAGUAGCUUUGGCCUUGGCCAAAAUGCUGAAGAAGAACUGCAGCAUCACCAACCUUAAUGUUGAGUCCAACUUUAUUUCGGGCAAAGGUAUCCUGGCUUUGAUUGGGUCACUUCAGUACAACACCACACUGGUGGAGCUCCGAUUCCACAACCAGCGGCAUAUCUGUGGAGGCCAAGUGGAGAUGGAGAUGGUGAAAUUGCUGAGGAACAACACCACCCUGUUGAAAUUGGGAUACCACUUUGACUUACCUGGCCCAAGGAUGAGCGCAACUGGUAUUUUAACCCGCAACCAGGACCGCCAGAGGCAAAAGCGGCUACAGCAAAGGAAAGAGCAAGACCAUUUGGAAAGAAGUGAAGAACAAUCAAAGACAUGGGACACUAUGGACAAUAAGCAGUCAUUUCAAUUCCAUAUUUCAACAGACAAAGACACUAUGCUAGCUAAGCAGAACUUGGUCUCUUCUCAUUUACCACAACAACCUCAAAGUCAACCAAAUGGUGUGAAGAACAUUCCAACUAGGAAAAUUGCUGAAAUGGUCAAGCAACAAGCAGAAACAGCAAUAAUUAGUGUGGAUCGAAACCAGGCUAAUGCAAAUAAAGGACACAAACUCACAGUGAACAAACAUGGCAAAAACAUUCUUCAAGAUGAAAAAAUUCUACCUUUGAGAAGAAAAGAAGACAGAAAUAAUCUGGGAGGCACCCAGGGGUCAACACGUGAUGAUCUAUUGGCAGCCAUUCGUGGCAGCAGCAUUGGUACACUAAGAAGGGUAAGAUGUUUAGCAUUUGUCCAGGACAUAGAGUAGCCAAGCCUUAAAAACACGGUACCCAAAUUUGCAAUACUGCUGGACAGAAAAGGAACUUCCAAGUUAAGAGUUUGGUGAACACCAACCCUGUCAAAUCAGGUAUCUUGGAAAUUGACUGCAAGACUUUAAGCAAUAAUUACCUUUUUAUACCAAGAAUUGAAUGAUUCAUUCAUUCAGUGUUUGUCCUGGUUGAGAUCAUUUAAGUUACCAUGAAAUCAUUAGCCAGGCAGUGGUAAAUACUUCUAUCAGUAUGUAAAUUCUAGCUCAAAUUUAAUAGAUGGACAUUUGUUUUAAUGUACAUUACAACCUGGUCAAAAACAUGCUAUUUGAGGGUUUCGAAACAAGUGCUCAUUUCUAGUACUCAGUGAAAGUAAAUUAGGAUCUUAAAGGGAUAGUUCAUGCAAAAAUUUAAAUUCUGUCAUCUACUCACCCUCAUGCUAUUUCAUACCUGUAUGACUUCACAAAAAAAAGUCAAAUAUAUAUAUAUAUAUAUAAAAAAAAAGUUUAUAGUGUGUUCCACGGAAGAAAAACACAUACAAGUUUGGAACAAUGUGAGGAUGAGUAUAUGAUAACAACACUUGUUUUUAGGAGAACUACUCCUGUAAGAUCUGACUAAGACAUAAUUAAUACUCUUUGUAGCUUUCACUUAAUGUAUAUGCCAUAAAUAACUCAGAUAUGGACGGUUUCCAUGACAAUACUUUUUGUAAUUGUAAAGUUAAAGGGUUAGUUCACCCAAAAAUGAAAAUUCUGUCAUUAAUUACUCACGCUUAUGUAGUUCCACACCCGCAAGACCUUCAUUCAUCUUUUGUAACAAAGAUAUUUUUGAUAA
Megalobrama amblycephala (Wuchang bream) is the source of this 3575-nucleotide messenger RNA. RefSeq names its product leiomodin 2 (cardiac) a (gene lmod2a). Gene Ontology annotation, molecular function: tropomyosin binding; actin binding. The transcript has 2 exons. Bases 1271 to 2746 code for a protein of 491 amino acids. Lineage: Eukaryota; Metazoa; Chordata; Actinopteri; Cypriniformes; Xenocyprididae. Gene Ontology annotation, biological process: pointed-end actin filament capping; myofibril assembly; muscle contraction. The record is from RefSeq and is a predicted model, not a curated record. Gene Ontology annotation, cellular component: striated muscle thin filament; myofibril.